AUGGAAGAAAACUACGACGUCAUAGUCCUCGGUACAGGGCUAACAGAAUGUAUUCUCUCAGGUCUUCUUUCUAUCGAUGGCAAGAAAGUCUUACAUAUCGAUCGACAAGAAUACUAUGGUGGAGAGAGUGCUUCAUUAAACUUGACCCAGCUAUACUCCAAAUUCAAGCCUUCUAAGCCAUACCAGGGCCAGUUUGGUAAGGAUCGUGAUUGGUUGAUUGAUUUGAUUCCCAAAUUUCUUAUGUCCAACGGAGAAUUGACCAACAUUCUCGUUCAUACCGACGUCACCAGGUACAUGGAGUUCAAGCAGGUGUCCGGAUCAUUUGUCUACCGGGACGGUCGGAUUGCCAAAGUUCCGGCCACUACUGUUGAGGCCAUUUCGUCUCCUCUAAUGGGCUUUUUUGAGAAAAGAAGGAUGAGUAACUUUCUUCAAUUCAUUGUCGAUUAUACUGAGGAUGAUAUCUCUACCCAUCACUCUAUCGACUUGGAUAAGCAGACUAUGCAUGAGAUUUAUACUCACUACGGUCUCCAGAAGGGAACCUGUGACUUUAUUGGUCACGCAAUGGCUCUCCAUCACAAUGAUGACUAUUUAAUUAAGCCUGCUAGAGAUACCUAUGAUCGAAUCAUCUUAUAUCUCACUUCAGUCGCAAGAUACGGUAAAUCUCCUUAUAUCUAUCCACUUUAUGGAUUAGGUGAGCUUCCUCAAGGUUUUGCCAGAUUGUCUGCUAUUUAUGGAGGUACUUUUAUGCUUGAUACUCCUAUUGACGAACUUCUUUGGAACGGGCAGGGUCAAUUUGUUGGUGUUAAGACUAAAGAAGGUGUUGCUAAAGCUCCAAUUUGCAUUGCAGACCCUACAUACUUCCCUGAAAAGGUCACCGCUACUGGACAGAAGGUAAUUAGAGCGAUGUGUAUCUUGGAUCAUCCAAUUCCAAAUACAGGAGAUGCAGAUUCAGCCCAGAUUAUCAUUCCACAGAACCAGGUGGGUCGUAAAAAUGAUAUCUACAUUGCAGUGAUUUCCAGUGCUCACAAUAUUUGUGCUAAGGGUUACUAUGUGGCUAUUAUUUCCACGAUCAUCGAGACAACUAAGCCACAUUUGGAGCUUGAGCCUGCUUUUAAAGUCAUUGGUCCUACCAAAGAUGUUCUCAUGGGUAUUGCUGAAAUUUAUCGUCCUAUUGAGGAUGGUUCAAAGGAUCAUGUAUAUAUCUCAAAGUCGUAUGAUCCUUCAUCUCAUUUCGAGUCUACUACCGAUGACGUUAAGGAGAUCUAUGAGAGAGUUACCGGUCAUUCUUUGGUAUUGAAGCAGAGAAAGACUGCUGAAGAGGAGGCUGACUUGGCAGGAUUAGAUUAA
Brettanomyces nanus is the source of this 1347-nucleotide messenger RNA. It is a transcript of the gene GDI1, whose product is annotated as Rab GDP dissociation inhibitor alpha. Gene Ontology annotation, cellular component: cytoplasm. Gene Ontology annotation, biological process: small GTPase-mediated signal transduction; vesicle-mediated transport; protein transport. The transcript has a single exon. Bases 1 to 1347 code for a protein of 448 amino acids. The record is from RefSeq and is a predicted model, not a curated record. Lineage: Eukaryota; Fungi; Ascomycota; Pichiomycetes; Pichiales; Pichiaceae. Gene Ontology annotation, molecular function: Rab GDP-dissociation inhibitor activity.